This is a messenger RNA of Symbiodinium natans, 3723 nucleotides long. The record is from the annotation of a GenBank genome assembly. Lineage: Eukaryota; Dinophyceae; Suessiales; Symbiodiniaceae.
AUGGACAGCAGCGUGCAGCAGAGUUGGAGUUGCCGGCGGCCAGGUCACACUGCGCGGAACAUACCAGGGGCGGUGGAGAAAGGGGAAUGGCAGGAGAGCCGUGCGCUGAGCUGUCCCCAACAGCUCUUCGAAAAGCUGACGCAGGUUGGACAGGUGCGGAGCCUGCAGAGCGCGCUGGCUGCCAAGUUUGCGGCGGCGAAGCUCACAAGCACUUGGCCGAUUGCCUGCCAGAUCCAGCCGUCGCCUCAGUUUGGCUACUGCAGAGACUUCAUCGGGCUUCUUAUUUUGUUGGGUAAAAAAGCGGACCUGGAAGCGCUGGAAGUCGAGGCGAAGGAGCAGCCGGCCGUGCCAUCUGGUUGGCGCGAGGAAGAGCCAUCGCUCGAAGCGCCCCUGCGGGUCUGUGCCGUCGUGGAAGGCGCGCAAGAGACGGAGGGCCUCCCUGGUGGCCUCCAGGUUGACCUGGAGCUCCGCGUCGUCGCGGACCCCAUGGCGCUGGCGCAGCGCGCCCGCUUUGCGCGGGCCAUCUAUCCCCCGUGGACGCUCGGCCCGCACCUGCGCUUCUCCUGGCGCCUGGAGGCCCUGGCCCGGAGAAGCCACGAGGAGUCAGUGGUGGAUUUGGCGGGGGCAGCAGGUCCGGGGAGGCAGACGUUGGCGGGAAUGUGGGGCUGGAGUGGGGGUGAGAGGUCCACAGAGCGCACAACCAAAUCGCCUUACGCUUGUCGGCUUCCGGCGGAGGCACCCGCAUCUUCACGAGCGUUUCAGCUGCUGUCGAACGCGCUGGACGCGGAGGCAGAAGCCCACGGCCUGCUUCUCCCCCUGCGUGGGCACCAGCUCCGCUCCCUGGCGUGGAUGCAGGCCUGCGAGGCGGAGCGCGCACCGCUGCUUCUGGGAGCGAGCCGGGAGUUCUUCCCUGCAUUGCAUCCGCCGCAUGCCACGCAGCAGCUGCUUUGCGAGGCUUUGGGCUGUCGAGCGGUGGCCCGGGUGCAGCGAGCCUUCCACGUGCGAGGUGGUCUGCUGGCAGAUCAAGUGGGUUCUGGGAAGACUGCCAUCACCCUGGGGCUGGUGGCAUCCGACAGCUCCCAGUGUGGCCUUGAGGCUGGGUGCAAGCGCACUUUGGUGCUGGUGCCGGGCCGGCUGCUGCAGCAGUGGCAGCAGGAGGUCCGGAAGUUCCUCCCCCCGAAGAGCGUGGACCUGUACCUCAACGUGAGCGAAGAGAUUCCGAAGCGAGGAGCAGUUCCACAGCUCCUGCUGUUGCCCGUGGAGAUCCUGAUGCCGGAUGGGAAGCGCCCGAGGAUGGAGGCCUCCUUUGACUUGGACCUUGCCGAGAUGAUGCACGCGCUGAGGGCCGUUUGCCUCCGGGGCCUGGAGCGCAUCGUCGUCGACGAGUUCCACGAGCUCCUGGACUCUUCGGGCUCCAGCGGACGGCUCAGCGCGCUGCAGGAGCUCUGGGCCGACAGCGGGGCCUCGCUCUGGGGCCUCACCGGCACACCGCCGCUCAGCGACUUCGCAUCGGUGGCGCGGAUCGCGCAGGCAUUCAAGAUCGACUUGCAAGCAUUUCGCCGACAGCUGGAUGCGCGGGAGAUGGCGCAGAGAAUGCUGGACCAUGUGGCGAGGGCAAACGGCUCUUCGGCCUUGUCGGGUCUCGACGUUCACGAGGAGCUGGUCUCUCUCUACCAUACACCAGCCGAACGCGCGAUCUAUGUCCAAGGGGUUGCUGAUGCAAAGCGGAAGCACAAGCAGCAGAAGCAAACGGGUCACAAAGAAGAGACAGUGUGCUCUGAUUUGCUGCAGCUCUGCUCGCACUUCCGUCUCGAAGAGGCUGGCGUUGAAGAUGCCGAGACCGAGAGUGCAUCCUUGCUGCGGACCAGGGCAGAUGCCGUGGAAACCGCUCGUCAGUGGCUCCUGGUGUCCAGCAGAAAGAUGGAGGCAGAGAUUUUGUCAGCCCGAAUGGGUGGCGGCCUCCCGACCCUUGUGGCGGAGCAGUACGCGCAGUUGCUGGCAGAGGUGGGUAUGGUGGGCGGCCACAGCGGCCACAGUGGUCAGCGUGCUGGUGGCCCACCAGAGAUGGAGGCGGAGGCGGUGGCCUCGCAAAUUGCGGGCGCCAGCGCCGCGCGGCGAAGUCACGCCGGCCAGCGGCGGCAUGAGCGGGAUGCGGACGACCUGAUCCUGAGAGCCAUCACGGAAGUGCGCGAGUCGAGCCACGGACCCCGAUGCUCGGGCUGCCCCGCUGCCCCACAAGGUCCCACAUCUGGUCACACUGGCGAUGGCUUGGAACUGCUGGUGGAGUUGCUGGAAGAGGUGAAGCAAGCCAAGGAAGCUUUCCGGCAGAGGAGCCACGAGCACGCCUUCCUGGCUGCCAUGUUGGAGGCCGCCGAGGCCAGCCGCUUCCGCUGCCCGGUCUGCUUCACCGAGGCGCCACCUACAGAGCGUGCCAUCCUGGCCGCUUGCGCCCACCUCUUCUGCCUCCAUUGCGCAGGGACUUUGGUCAGGAGGGGCGAGUGCGCGCUCUGCCGCCAGUCCCUGCGCCGGGAAGGCCUGGAGGAGGUGCUGCGGGUGCGGGAGCCGGGCGCCGUGCAGCCCGGCGAGCGCGAGGAGCGCCAGCGAUGGGGUCGCUUCGGUUCCAAGCUCUUUCACGUCGUUCGCAAGCUCCGGGACAUAGCUCACGAGGACCCAACUGCUCGCGCCAUUGUCUUCGUGCAGUGGGCCAGCCUUCGGAGAAAGCUGGCCGCGACAUUUGCUGAGUUCAAGGUACCCUACGUCUGCCUGGAGGAGCGGCUGGACUCCAAGGGUGUCGGGGUCCUGAACAGCUUCUGGGAGAAGGACGACGUGGUCACCAGCUUCCAGGGAGCUCCCUUGGACUCCACGGAGGGGCCAAAGGUGCUCCUGCUCUCCUUGCAAGACGCGGCCUCCGGCACCAACCUCACCCGAGCGAACCACGUGCUCUUCGUCCACCCCAUGUUUGCCUCAUGCUCACGGCGGGCGGUGGCCUACGAGAAGCAGGCGCUUGGCCGCUGCCUCCGCGUGGGGCAGACAAAGAAAGUCUUCCUCUGGCGCUUCGUGACGCUGGGGACCGUAGAGGAGGAGCUCUCGUACAGGCACCAGGCCGAGCUGUGGCAGCGAACUCCGGAGCUGCUCGCGAAGCGGGCAGAGGCCCAACAGGCUCGGGCGGUGCGUUGGGAGGAACCUGGAGACAAGGCGGAGAUGCAAGGUAACGAGAUCCCAUGGGGUGAAAAGCUUCAGGCCCUGAGCGACGAAGACGUCGACCUCGACGACCUCUUCUGGGAACACGCAUCAGCGCGCCCUCCUGCACUCUGUGCCCCUGUUGUUUUUGUGCAUGAGGCCCUCAUCAUCGGCGUCAACUAUACAGGCUCACAUGCUCAGCUCAAGGGUGCCGUGAACGAUGCUUGGAAUCUCCAUGCCGUCUUGAGGCAGUCGUUGCUGUUCGAGGAGGAUCACGUGCGAGUUCUUGUCGACGAUGGGGAGGCAGUCAAGCUGUCGCAGGUUCCAUCCAGGGACAACAUCCUCUCCGGCUUCCAGUGGCUGAUGGAUGGGGCACAGCCUGGAGACAGUUUGGUACUGGCUUUCUGUGGAUAUGGUGCCCAGCAUCCAAAGGAUGCCGAGGGAAAGGACCACGAGGCUUAUUUGGUGCCCUCGGACUACGCGGAAGAUUUGCCGCAGGACUGGUGGUCACAGGCAGGCAUUGCUUCAUGGAUUGCUGCAUGA